Molecule: messenger RNA, 456 nt
Organism: Desarmillaria tabescens
Lineage: Eukaryota; Fungi; Basidiomycota; Agaricomycetes; Agaricales; Physalacriaceae
Exons: 3
Coding region: 1-456 (151 amino acids)
Source: RefSeq, a predicted model, not a curated record
AUGCUUCAAAGACGAGAAAUGUUGCUACACACAAGUUUGAAAGUGAAACGCAAGAGUUUCACGUCUGUUGCUCGAAGUUUUGCUACUGUUUCCCCAGAAGCACUUCAUAUAGGUGAUUAUACAACGGCGAAUAACCCGGAAGAGAAGGAGGCAUUGACAUUGAUGAAGGAAGUCAAGGCAGUAACUGCGACAGUUCCAGCUUCGGGUGCCUCUCAUACAGUCAUGAGGAAUGAGAUUCGUGGUCUGAUGAUAGACCAAGGCUCGCCAAGUUUCUACGUUACAAUCAAUCCCACUGACAUCUAUAAUCCAGUGGUCAGUCUUCUGGCCGGUGGAGAUCUUCUGAAACAUAGGGACCAAACUAUUCUUGUAGGCAAGAAUCCCAGUGUCGCAGCGAGGUUUUUUAAAUGUUAUAUGAAAGCCUUCAUAAAAUGUAUAUUAGGUUAUGAUCCAAAAUGA